This is a messenger RNA of Cordyceps militaris CM01, 1308 nucleotides long. RefSeq lists its product as uncharacterized. Lineage: Eukaryota; Fungi; Ascomycota; Sordariomycetes; Hypocreales; Cordycipitaceae. The record is from RefSeq and is a predicted model, not a curated record. The transcript is spliced from 3 exons. Bases 1 to 1308 code for a protein of 435 amino acids.
AUGCCGCGAAAGCGCCUCCAAAAACAGAGCUUUGCCAUACACCAAGACGCAUCUCAAGUUUCUAUUGUUUUGGUCGUGGAGUCGUGGCAGUGGCUUGACGCAGCCCAGGCCCUCGACAGCACGCAGCAGGCCCAAUUACUAAAUGACGACGACAACACCGUCCGAAAGCUGACUCCCGCCUCGACCGGCUCCAUAAAUAGCAUGCAGACUGCGUCGCGGAACCUUGCGGCCAAGCACGCCCUCGGCCGCACCACGACCAUCCGGAGCGUCCCCAGCUUCGACAGCUCCGAAUCGAGUCCCGAGACCAAGAAGAGCCCCUUCUCCAGCAGCACCAACAGCAACACAAGCGCCGCCUCCACCACCCUGGGGGUUCCCGACCACGACAGGGCGGCCAGCCGCUCAGCCGCCGACACCCACACCCACACAACGUCCGCGCCGAGCCGCUGGAGCGCCAACGGCGUCCGCGUAAUAGAGACCCAGCACUCGGGGCCGCUGCCCCACGACAGCUCGGGGCUCUCGGAGCCCACGGAGCCGGAGAAUGGGCACUGGGACUCCACCAUUGGCAAGGCCGGCCUGGGCAAGACGGGCCGCGUCAUCAACAAGCUCGUCAGCGACAAUGACGCCCUGAAACGCGAGAUCCAGAUUGAGCGGCUGCGCGCCGAGGAGGCCAAGCAGGCCGCCAAGCUGGUCGAGGACAAGAUGGAGCGCAUGGUCGGCGAGUACGAGGGCCGGCUGCUCGCGGCCAGCGUGACCAAGACGCUGCUCGCCCGCAAGGAGCGCCAGGUCGAGUCCUUGACGGCCGCCGUCGACCUGGAGCGCGGCAAGACGCAGGCCGCGCUCGCCUCGGAGCGCACCUGGAAGGACGAGAUGCAGCGCGUGCGCGCCGACGCCAAGACGCACGUCGAGCAGGCCGCCGCGCACGCCCAGCUCAUGGAGGGCCGCUACAACGCCAUUGCCUCGCACUGGCGUGACCAGGGCGACCAGGUCGCCCGCGCCGUCACCAAGAUGCGUGCCGAGAUUGCCGAAAUGGUCGACGAACGCCGCCGCGACGAUGACAAGAUCCAGACAUUGCGCGACCUCUGCGAGCAGCAGGACGGCAAUAUCAGGGAGCUGCGCCGCCAAAAGGACGACAUGGCCCGCCUGUUUGCCCGCUACAAGCAGACCCAGGACGACGACUUGCGCCACAUCCGCACGAGUGCCAAGCAGAGGGAGGACGAGCAGGAACAGACCCUGGCAGAGGCGAGAGAAGCCCUGCACAAGCUGAAAUGGGCCCUCAACGUCAAGAACAACGUCAAGGGCGCGCAAUAA